This is a messenger RNA of Labeo rohita (rohu), 2299 nucleotides long. RefSeq names its product gastrula zinc finger protein XlCGF57.1-like. The transcript is spliced from 3 exons. Bases 103 to 1539 code for a protein of 478 amino acids. Gene Ontology annotation, molecular function: RNA polymerase II transcription regulatory region sequence-specific DNA binding; DNA-binding transcription factor activity, RNA polymerase II-specific. Gene Ontology annotation, biological process: regulation of transcription by RNA polymerase II. Lineage: Eukaryota; Metazoa; Chordata; Actinopteri; Cypriniformes; Cyprinidae. Gene Ontology annotation, cellular component: nucleus. The record is from RefSeq and is a predicted model, not a curated record.
GCGUCAUAAGUCUGCGCUGUGCUCCUGCAUCUGUUGUGAUUUCGCUGAAGAAAGAGAAACUCCUGGUGCAGCAACUGAGAUCCACAUGACAGCAUAAUAAAGAUGGCAUUUAUUAAAGAAGAGAGUGAAGACGUGAAGAUUGAAGAAGCAUUCAGAGUGAAACUAGAAGAUACUGAGAAACAAACAGACCUGGUGGUGCUGAAAGAAGAGAGUCAAGAAUUGAAAGAACUGAAUCAAAAUAAAGAUAAAAAUAAGUUUGAGAAACAUCAUGAUUUCAUGACUGGAGAAAAAUCUUUUAGUUGCUCACAGAUUGAAAGGACUACACCUCGAUGUGAUUUCACCUGCCAACUGUGUGGAAAGAGUUUUGAUCAUCAAAGAAACCUUAAAGUCCACAUGAGAAUUCACACUGGAGAGAAGCCUUAUGCUUGCCAGCAGUGUGGAAGGAGUUUCACUCAAAAAGGAAGUAUUAAAGCCCACAUGAGAGUUCACACUGGAGAGUGCCCCUUCACCUGCCAACAGUGUGGAAAAAGUUUCAGUCGAAAUGGAAACCUGAAAGUCCACAUGAGAAUUCACACUAGAGAAAGCCCAUAUACCUGCCAACAGUGUGGAAAAAGUUUCACUCAAAAAGGAAGCCUUAAGGUCCACAUGAGAAUUCACACUGGAGAGGCACCUUUCACAUGCCAACAGUGUGGAAAGAGUUUUAAACAUAAAGGAGCCCUUAAUUCCCACUUGAGAACUCACACUGAAGAAAAGCCAUUUGCAUGUGGUCAGUGUGGAAAGUGUUUCAGACUUACAACUGCCCUUAAUAAACACAUGAGGAUUCACUCAAGAGAGAACUGUUUUAUAUGUCAUCAGUGUGGAAGCCGUUUCACAGACAUGGAACAUCUGAAGAAUCAUGUAAAAAUUCACAUCGGAGAAGACCCAUUUAUGUGCCAUCACUGUGGAAAGAAUUGCAAGAACAAAGGAAACCUCGAAGCUCACAUAAGGGUUCACACUGGAGAGAAACCAUUUACCUGCCUACAGUGUGGAAAGUGUUUUGCACUAAAAGGAAACCUUAACAUUCACUUAAAGCUUCACACUGGAGAGAAGCCUUUCACUUGUCUUCAGUGUGGAAAAAGUUUCGCACUUAAAGGGAAUCUUGAGGUUCACAGGAGGCUUCACACUGGAGAGAGGCCGUACAAAUGUCUUCAUUGUGAAAAGAGUUUCACAAAUAAUAGAGACCUGAAAUGUCAUUCGCAAACUCAUUCUGGAAAGAAAUGUUCUGAGUUCUACAAGACGUUUACAAAAAGGAGCAGUUUAAAAAAUCCACUAAACAUUCACUCUGGAGGAAGGCGUUUUAAUUGUGAUCAGAGUAACAAAAAUAGUCUUUUGCCAUCACACUUAAAGAUACAUAUGAAAAGUCAUGUAUAUAUGAGACCCUAUUCUUGUUCGUUUUGUAAAAAGAGAUUUAAAUGGCUUAGCAAUUUCAAAUGGCACCAGAAAGUAUGUAUCUGUGUGAAAUCAAAAUUACAUUCACGAAUGUGGCCCAUAAUCAUCUAAACAGGCGAUAUUCCUAUAAAACUAAUUCAUCAUAAGUGUUCAUCAUAAUGCAUCCUUCACUGCCUUGAAGCUUUGUUUUUCCUUUUUUCAUGUUCCUGACCAUUUCUUUUGCUAUAGUUUUAAAUAUUGAGUAGUUGUUGUGGAUUCCCUGUGAUUUCAAUUGAAUAGCACAGUAUUUGUAUAAAAGUAUGAGUGAUGACGCUGUACCAGUGGUUCCUAACCACAUUCCUUGAUCCCUUAGUUUGGUCAGAGUCUUGGUUGUUCCAAACUUCUUCCAUUAAGCAAUUAUAGAGGCCACUGUGCUCUUGGGAACCUGCAAAGCUACAUAAUAUUUUGUAGCCUUCUAUAGAUUAUCAUGUUUUGGUUUGAUGAUUUGCUAAGAGGAAUGACAGUUCUAGCGGAUGCAGCACUGAUGGGGGUGGAAGGAAGUGGACUCCUAAACACAGUAGAAGUGAUGAGCAAACUGAUUUUGUUUAUUCAUUACAUGUUUUCGUUUAGGGAUGCCAUUAAUAAUAAUUGCCUUCUGACCAAACUUAUUAUCCGUGACAUUAUACUAUGAGGCUGCAGUUGCUAUGAGUAAACAAUCUUUUUUAAAUGUCUCCAAUAAUAAUCUGCAUUGAUAAUUUCCUUAAAUUAAACAACCAAAUGUAUAUACAAUUGAAAUUCAUGUUUGAUGUGUAACAACGAUGUCAUGUAUAUGAUAAAAAGCUUCUCAUCCAAAUGCUUAAUAUUGUCAGUAAAACAUUUGCUUGCUAAACUA